GUCACGAUUCGCGGCAUCCGUAGCGUUGCGUGUUGCGUGUGUGUGGUUGCGGGGUUUGGUUAUAAAUCCCGCCAUCUCCGCGUUUGUGUGGUCGCACGAGCUCACGGUGUCCGUCGCGGUCUCCGUCGGCGGUUGUAACUCGCGAAAUAAAAUCGAUCUGUGUAUCCCGGCGCGCGAAUUCACCGAGAAAACCGGGAGGGAAGAUGUGAUAAACGCCGAGGCGCUACGUAUACGCGUCUUCUGAAUGUUUUGUUCCCCCCCCCCGCCCGCUUACGACGCAGGCGUUGAUUAUAAUUUAGCGUUUUGAAGAAGGCGAAGGUGUCCGCGUGAGUAAAAAUCCACCGCCGAAAUCAUGGCAAACGUGUCCCUCGACAAGGACAUGUUUUUCCGGCGCAUGAAGCGCCUGUACGCCGCGUGGAAGGACGGCGAGGUCGGCACCGACGACAGUUUCAGUAAAAUGGAUUGUCUCCUUUCCGCCGUCGGCACUGACGAGGAUAUCGUUUACAGCAAGUCCAUAGCGUUACAGACAUGGCUGCUUAGUUACGAACUUACGGAUACUAUAAUGUUAUUGGCAGAGGAUUCCAUCAACUUCUUGGCCAGUAAGAAGAAAAUUGAAUUUCUGAAAAAGGUGGAAAAUCAGAAUUCCGAGGAUACAGGAGUACCAUCUGUGAAAUUAUUUGUGAGAGAUCGGACUGACGAGGACAAGGCAAAUUUUGGAAAACUCAUCGAAGUGAUGAAGCAAAGUAAAAAAGGCAAAACUUUGGGAGUGUUUUCGAAAGAAAAUUACCCAGGUGCUUUCAUGGAUGCAUGGAGAGCCGCUUUAAAGAACGAAUCUUUUGAUACGGUUGACGUAAGUGCUGCAGCUGCUUAUGUCAUGUGUCCAAAAGAAGACAGUGAGAUAAUUACCAUAAAGAAAGCUUGUCUGAUAUCAGUGGACGUUUUCACCAAGUAUCUUAAAGAUCAGAUAAUGGAGAUCAUAGACUCGGAUAAGAAAGUUAAACACUCAAAACUGGCAGAAGGUGUAGAUACAGCUAUCACAAAUAAGAAGUAUGUAACUGGAGUAGAUAUUACACAGGUAGAUAUGUGUUACCCUGCAAUUAUACAAAGCGGUGGAAAUUAUUCGCUUAAAUUUAGCGCUGUUAGUGACAAAAAUACUACUCUUCACUUUGGUGUUAUUGUUUGUUCAUUGGGAGCACGUUACAAAUCCUACUGUUCUAACAUUGUGAGAACUCUGUUGGUUAACCCCACAAAAGCAAUUGAGGAAAAUUAUAAUUUUUUGUUACAAUUGGAAGAAGAGAUCUUGAAAAAGUUAGUUGCGGGAACAAAAAUAAGUGAGGUAUACGAGGCUGGUAUUAAAUUUGUAAAAGAUGAGAAACCAGAAAUGCUGAAUCAUUUGACCAAAAAUUUUGGAUUUGCUAUGGGCAUUGAAUUUAAGGAAAGUUCUUUGCUGUUGGGCCCGAAAAUUCAUGCGGUAGCUAAGAAGGGCAUGGUAUUUAAUGUUAAUGUCGGUCUUGCAAAUCUUGCUAAUCUAGACGCAACGGAUAAGGAAGGAAAAUCAUACGCCCUUUUCAUAGGCGAUACAGUUAUAGUGAACGAGGGACAACCCGCUACUAAUUUAACGCCAUCAAAGAAGAAGGUGAAAAAUAUAGGCAUAUAUGUGAAAGAUGAGGAAGAUGAAGAAGAAGAGGGAAGCGGAAAAGAAAAUGAGCCAAAGCCAGAGAUCUUGGGACGUGGAAAAAGAUCGGCCGUAAUAGAGUCUAAAUUGAGAACAGAGCAUAGUUCAGAAGAGAAGAGAAAGCAACAUCAGAAAGAGUUAGCACAACAGUUGAAUGAAAUUGCUAAGGCUCGAUUGGCCCAGCAGUCCGGUGGUAAAGAACAGGAGAAGAUACGUAAAUCAACAGUAUCGUACAAAAGUUUGAGUCAUAUGCCACGCGAAACGGAAGUCAAGGAGUUGAAGUUAUAUGUGGAUAAGAAAUAUGAAACUGUGAUCUUACCCAUUGCUGGUAUUCCAGUACCUUUCCACAUAUCAACAAUUAAGAACAUUUCACAGUCAGUAGAAGGAGAUUAUACGUACCUUAGAAUAAACUUCUUUCAUCCUGGCGCAACCAUGGGACGAAACGAAGGUGGAUCUUACCCUCAGCCUGAUGCAACAUUUGUUAAGGAGGUAACAUAUCGAAGCACAAAUACCAAAGAGCCCGGCGAGAUCUCCGCACCGUCGUCAAACCUAAAUACAGCCUUUAGGCUAAUUAAAGAAGUCCAGAAGAAGUUCAAAAAUCGAGAGGCGGAAGAAAGAGAAAAGGAGGAUCUUGUGAAGCAAGAUACCUUAAUAUUAUCACAGAAUAAAGGCAAUCCAAAGUUAAAGGACUUAUAUAUUCGGCCGAAUAUUGUUACAAAAAGAAUGACGGGUGGUUUAGAAGCGCACACGAACGGAUUCCGCUAUACUUCAGUUCGCGGUGAUAAAGUGGACAUACUUUAUAAUAACAUUAAGAACGCUUUCUUCCAGCCAUGCGAUGGUGAAAUGAUUAUACUACUUCAUUUCCAUUUAAAGCAUGCUAUUAUGUUUGGUAAAAAGAAACAUGUAGACGUGCAGUUCUAUACCGAAGUUGGAGAAAUUACUACAGAUUUAGGUAAACAUCAACAUAUGCAUGAUCGCGACGAUCUCGCAGCUGAACAGUCGGAACGAGAACUGAGACAUAAAUUAAAAACCGCUUUUAGAAGCUUUUGUGAAAAGGUUGAAAGCGUGACAAAGCAAGAGAUAGAAUUUGAUACACCGUUUCGAGACUUGGGAUUUCCUGGUGCACCAUACAGGAGUACUGUCUUACUUCAACCAACUAGUGGAUGUUUGGUUAAUCUCACAGAAUGGCCUCCAUUUGUCAUUACCUUGGAAGAUGUUGAAUUGGUUCAUUUUGAAAGAGUACAAUUUCACUUAAAGAACUUUGACAUGAUUUUCGUUUUCAAAGAUUAUCAUAGAAAGGUAGCGAUGGUAAACGCCAUUCCUAUGAACAUGUUGGAUCAUGUCAAGGAAUGGUUAAAUUCGUGUGACAUUCGAUAUUCGGAAGGUGUCCAGUCUUUGAAUUGGACAAAGAUAAUGAAGACUAUAACAGAUGAUCCUGAAGGAUUCUUUGAUAGCGGAGGAUGGACAUUCUUGGAUCCAGAAAGUGACGCUGAAAAUGAAGAAGUUGAAGAUGAAGAAGAGGAAGAAGAUGAUGCAUACGAGCCAUCCGAUUUUGAGAGCGAGGAAGAAUCUGAUGAUGAUUCUGAAUAUUCCGAAGCUUCUGAAGAUGACGAUAGUGAAGAAGAGUUAGACAGUUCUGAAGAAUCGGGUAAAGAUUGGUCGGAUUUGGAAAGAGAAGCGGCCGAAGAGGACAAAGAAGGGGAUAUUCGUUAUCAUGACGAUUAUAGUUCUGGCAAAAAGAAGAAAACGAACCGAAGACAAACUCCAUCUCCUUCAAAAGAUAGACAUAACUCUAAGCACAAGGGUUCCUCGAACUCAAAGAGUAAAAGUUCAUCCAACAGUAAAGAUAAACGAUCACCGGACAAACACAGAACGGAUCGAUCACGGAGUGGGGGCUCGCACAAGAAAGGGUCUCCUUCCAAAUCAUCCAAACACAGUCCCAAAAAGAGUGAUAAACACGAUAAAAAUAAGUCGCAUUCUUCGUCCAGCGGCAAGAAACGUCCUCGUGAACGGAGCUCUGAAAGAAGCGACCGAUCUAAGAGAUCUAAGAAGUAAAUGAAGGAGGUCUGCACAGUGAGAAAAGAGCACACAGGAAAUUACUGCAAAUACCAUGCUGAUUCCAAGUAAAGCUUUCUUAAGAUAUAGCAAUUUGUAAGAAUAGUACAUUUUCUUGCAUUGAGUGAGCAGAGCAGAAACGAAUCAAUUAGUGUUAUAUUUUAAAUAAUUAUUUUUUUUUGCCGUUCGAGUAUUUUACGUUCGUACGCACUUAGUUUCUUGUAGUACGUAAAAACUUCACUUAAAACAAUGGUGUAUUAAUAUCCUCAUAUUUCUGAUAUUUGAGAUUUCAAGUGUACAUAAUAAAAUUUUGUAUGAAGUCAAAAUGCGUAGGGAUGUAUGCGUAUUAUAUUUUAAUUUUGUUUGUUAUAUUUCUUCGACAAAGUUUCGGGUAGAAUAUGACUUUUCGUUUUUUGUAAUUUGUGCACAUUUAAUAUUAAUAUAGUUUCUAAGAUUAAGUAUAUCUCAUUCCAUCUCUUAUUCGAUAAUAUAUAAGAGGACUUGCAUUAUAAAUAUAUGUCUCAUAAGUUUUCCGUGACACAUACAAGGUAUAAAGACAAAUGAAUUAAUGAGAUAAAUUUGGAGUAUUUCUUGUUAUAAAGAAGUAUUGGGGUUUAGAAAAAGACAUGUCAUGGCUUGCCAUGAUGUCUUAGAAUGUAUGAAAGAUACUCAAAUUUGCAUCAGUACUGAUAAGAAAUAUAAUAUAGAACAGCAUUAAUAUAUAAGCAUUUCCGAUGGAGCUUAAUUAUUAUGGAUGGUAAAGAAAAUAUAACAAUAGAAAUGCAAGACAAUGUACUACUAAUAAAUGCGAUUCAUCACGUUAUAUGGGUCCUGAUAGUUUUUCUUCAUGCUUACUAAAAAUUUAAAAUCUGCGUACUUUAAAGUGUUGUCAUUGGAUUUAUAAUUAUAAUACUUAAUAUUAUUUGAGAAAACAAUACGUCUUAUAUGACUUUUUGUAUGCUUUGGUUACUCAGAGAGGUGGAAAUACACUUGCAAUUCCCCUCGUCGAGCCCAUGCAUUAUGUGUGUACGCUGAGAAACAAGAGGAUCAUUGAUUCGAAAGAUGAAGAAAGCCGAAAUGAAUCGGAAAUUGGUCAAAACUCAUUUACAUAGUUCUCAGAUUUGUACUUUAACAUAAUAACACCGUGUUUAAGUUAUUUAACAUUAAUGUAAAUGUCAUUUGUGGUUUUUAUAUUUCAAAAUGUAUGUAAUGUUGAUACAUAAAAGUGAUUGUUUUUAUUAAAACGCCCCACUUACUCGUGAACGAAAUUCAUCAUUAUUAUACGAUAGUGUUAUAUACUUCUAGAAAAACAUAUGAUCUGAGUACAAUGUAUGUGCGAGAAAUUGCAGGAAAAAAAACGAUACAAGAAACACUAAUUAUGGUAACUAUUUUUUAUUAAACUUUUGUAACAGAUAGCAUAAGAUGAUCAAAACUGUAUAUUGUUAUAUAACGACUUUUCUGAUAGAUUUAACCCAUUUACAUACGCACGGCUGUGUAUAUAUAUAUAUAU
Messenger RNA from Temnothorax curvispinosus, 5240 nucleotides. RefSeq names its product FACT complex subunit spt16 (gene dre4). Gene Ontology annotation, molecular function: nucleosome binding. The transcript is spliced from 17 exons. Gene Ontology annotation, biological process: transcription elongation by RNA polymerase II; positive regulation of transcription elongation by RNA polymerase II. The record is from RefSeq and is a predicted model, not a curated record. Lineage: Eukaryota; Metazoa; Arthropoda; Insecta; Hymenoptera; Formicidae. The coding region runs from base 353 to 3730 and encodes 1125 amino acids. Gene Ontology annotation, cellular component: FACT complex.